AUGCCUCCAGAUAUGGUCCAGCAGUUUUCCGCCAUGCUCAACUCACGUUUCGCUCUGUAUGGCAAUUUCCAAAUGGGGCGCGAGACACCCAAAUCACCCAAGAUCGUCCGCGAAACAAUUACGUAUCCGAAGAGGAGUAUCAAAGAUGCAAACAACCCUUGCCUAGAUACUAAGCAGUCUUUCGAACACGCAUUGAAGUGCGGACAUCUCGUUACGACUGCCUUGCCCAACGAACCGUGUGCGCCGAACUGUUAUCACGUGGACGACGAUGCCGACCUCGAUCGCUCUUUGAAGCACAAGAAGGCGAUGAAGAUGAAGAACGGCAAUACUUUUAGCAACAAGCCCUUCUAUUGCGAUGCGUGCGUCGAGAUGGAGAAUGAAAAGAAGAUACCAGCGGACUUGUCGUCUUCGGACGCCGAAGCGCGGCGUGCGGUGUUGCGAGCGACAGAGGCAAAGACACGCAAGAAGGCUGCAGCGUUCAGGAAGUGCUAUAUUGCGCUCAAGUUUACGAGCGUGCAGUGCCAUAGCGAUGGGACGGUUUCGUCGCGAUACGUACCGGGAGAUGAGAGACAUCCGUUCGAUACAGCGAUGCCGAGGACAGGAGAGAACAUGUUUGAGGAUGUCAAUCCUGACCCGAAGGAAGUGGAGGCUACUAUUGAAACAGCCAAAAGGACAUCCGAGAAGCCGAUGGAAGGUGACCCCGAACUCUUCGACAACGACGAUUAUUGGGUAACAGACAGUACCCAUGCUAUGGGAAGCAUCGGCGGAGAUAAUGUUCCAGCUUCCAAGAGUGCUCGCCAUAGCAAAGCCGAUGUCGCGGCCAACGUCGCAGUCGACAGGCAUGAUCACCAGAUUGCUGCUCUACGCCAGCGCAAAGGCACCAAUGCACGAAGUUACAGCCAGGGCAUGAAGAGAAGGAGCAUAGGAGGAGAUGAAGAUGGUAGCUCUGCAGAGGAAAGCGAAAGUAUCGAGCAAUCGAACAAACGACCACGUGUUACAUCUGUCACACGUCGAUCAAGCAGGACACAGAAGAAGAAGACAUGA
Parastagonospora nodorum SN15 is the source of this 1044-nucleotide messenger RNA. RefSeq lists its product as hypothetical. The transcript has a single exon. Bases 1 to 1044 code for a protein of 347 amino acids. Lineage: Eukaryota; Fungi; Ascomycota; Dothideomycetes; Pleosporales; Phaeosphaeriaceae. The record is from RefSeq and is a predicted model, not a curated record.